Molecule: messenger RNA, 2854 nt
Organism: Diatraea saccharalis (sugarcane borer)
Lineage: Eukaryota; Metazoa; Arthropoda; Insecta; Lepidoptera; Crambidae
Source: the annotation of a GenBank genome assembly
UGACUGUGAGUUAGUGUGAGUGCGUAAACAUCUGUGGUAAACAUAAAUUUUAUAAACACGAAACUGCACGAAACUUUGUUUUGGUUGUGUUACAUACAUCGCUUUAUUAGCCUGUGUAAGGGUGUAUAAAGUUUUAUUUUACUUUGUGAUUGCUAAACCUAAUUGAAAAUUUCCUGCGUUAGAUAUGGAAUUAAUUAAUGAUAAUUUAGAACCAGUGAAACUACUAAAUAUUAAGGGAAGUGUCGAAAAUGUCACACCUCAUAAGAUUGCAGUUGUAGCUUUCAUUCGGGAGUAUGGCCUUUUAAAAAUUGAAGAAAAACAAAAUAAAGAUUGUGUGGUUGCACCCAAAUAUAGAAAGGACUUUUGUAUAUUAUCACUGAAACUUAUACAGUGUCCUGAUAUGGAGUUCAAGGAGCUAGAGACACUGCUAACUGAUGGACGCUACAACUUGUUAAGUGUACACCUGCAGAAUUUUUGUGUUAGACUUCAAAAUAUUUAUGUUAAUGGUAUUAGUGCUCUAAUGGAUUGUGUUACAUCAACUGUAGAUAAGCUGAUGAUAGAGCCAAAUGAAACCAAUCCAUGUGUCAUUACAAGAUACAGUGUUCUAGGUUUCUACCUAAGGAGAAUAUUGCUUCACUUAGACAAAUUAACAUUCAUGCAAGUAGUGUCAUUAUACAAAUCAUUUUGUUUAUAUUACCAGAGGGGUCGUCCAGGAUUAAUGAUGAGAUCAUUCAGUAAAGAGAAACUUAAUAAUAUGGAAUUUCAAAUAAUAUCGUCAAACCCUGAAGAAACAAAGUCUCAUGAGUUUUCUAUGAAGAUGAACAUAAUAGAUAAAGAUAACAGUUUAGAUGAGUGUCACUGGUCCAGGAAACAAGCUGAACUAUUUACAGCGCAGCAAGCCAAUUUAUUGCAGAUUAAUGAGAGACAGGCAUUACCACCACGUCAGUUACAAAAAACUAUUAGUCAAAUUAUAAAUGACAUACCAGAAUAUCCCGAUGUGCAUUUCCUUAGUUUUUUGAACUGUAUUCGAUCAAAGGAGUUUUGUGGUGCACAGGAUUCUUUGUACAACUGUUUCGAUCGGACCGUCUUCAGUGUCUCUGGCAAUAACAACGCUCCAAAUGAUAGGAAUAAGAACUUCCGAUAUGCCGCUCUAAAUAGAGCAGCUAUGCAUACCCAAUUCGGUCAUAAGUCGAUGGCAAUGGAGGGUGUGAGGGAGGCGUUGUCGGCGGCGCAGGAGGCGGCGGACGCGUGGUGCCUCGCGCACGCGGCGGCGUGGGGCGCGCUCGCGGGCGGGCGGGCGCGCCGCGCGGCCCUGCUGGCGAGGGUGCCGCGGGCGCCGCGCGUCGCCGCCGCCGCUGCGCAGCUCAUGGCGCAGCACGCCGCCGUCAACGGAGCUAAACCCGCGGAAGUGUUACAGUCGUCAACGGAGCCAAACCCGCCGAAGUGUUACAGGUACACGAACAUCUCACUAUAUAACAAGCUCAUGGCGCAGCACGCCGCCGUCAACGGAGCCAAACCCGCCGAAGUCACGCCGCCGUCAACGGAGCCAAACCCGCGGAAGUGUUACAGGUACACGAACAUCUCACUAUAUAACAAGCUCAUGGCGCAGCACGCCGCCGUCAACGGAGCCAAACCCGCCGAAGUGUUACAGAUCAUCACCAAAGGCGACUCGUUAAACUACAUGCCAAUGACCGAUUUAACGAUGGCGGGUUUGGCGAACCAAGCGGCUCUGUGGGCACUGUACGGAAAAACGGAAAUGGCAUCGGUCUGCUGUCAGCUGCUUCUUAAUCUUAAUACCACUACAUCAUACGGGGUAGACAUAGGUUAUUAUUUACGGGAAAACAGCUACUCAAUUAUAGAAAUGAAUGUGGUAGAAUGUGGAUACGGGGAGGUGGGUGCGGGCAGCAGUGCCGGCGGCACGUGGCACUGGACGGAGUCGUGCGGCACUGCCGCGGCGGGCGCGGCGUGUACGGCGGCGUGGCGCGCCGACACAUCACUAGCGGCCGCUAUCGCCGCGCACUUGCCCUCCACCGCACAUCCCGCGCUCACCGCUCGACAUCACGCUGGCUUCGCGCUACUAGCCGGUAAAUGGGAAGAAGCGGAACAGAGCAUAGGACAACUGGCGUCUUUUGACAGAUGGGAGAGUCAAUUGCUAAAAGCAGAAAUGUACUUUCUGAAAGGCGAUGCCACUGAAGCUUUAGAAUCUUUACAUGACAUAUUAGACUACUGCAAAACCGAAGAUGACAGUCUGCAUUUCAUUUCGUUGAGAUUAAAGGCGAUGAUAUUAAUGUCACAAGUACAACAUUCAUUCAGUAGCAUUCAAUCUACAAAUAUUAUGUUACUGAACGAGGCGCUGUCACUAGCAAAAAAAUAUCACCUACAUUACUUAGCUGCUAUGGCUGAAAUGCAUAUUGCUAAUGUACAACUUCAUAUGGGAUGUGCUAAGAAUGCUCUUCUGCUUGUACGUAAAGUGUUACCGUCCAUUAUGGCUCAUGGAAGUACCUACGAUACUGCUAGAGCCCUCUUGUUAUACACGAAGUGUCGCAUUGCCUCUGCUCCUGUGUGUGGUGAAGCUCGAGCUCAAGUGUUUCAAUCUUGCUGCGAUGCACUGGAGACUGUUAAAAAGAAUUUUUCAAAAGUUGGUGCACAUUCAAGGCUACUACAAACUUGGUAUUUACAGGCACAGUUGUAUAAUGAUAUUGGUAACCAUGCAGCAAGAAAUCAAUGUGCUUGGAUGUAUAGGCAACUUGAAAUACAAAAUCCUAUAGAGCCAUCGAAUACUUUACUCAUCAUGUAUUAAAAAUAUAAAUAAAAAGUUUUUACGUAACAAGUUUUUAUUGAGAUCUUUUAACGU